Molecule: messenger RNA, 2699 nt
Organism: Ochotona princeps (American pika)
Lineage: Eukaryota; Metazoa; Chordata; Mammalia; Lagomorpha; Ochotonidae
Gene: DCAF11
Product: DDB1 and CUL4 associated factor 11
Exons: 15
Coding region: 403-2043 (546 amino acids)
Biological process (GO): proteasome-mediated ubiquitin-dependent protein catabolic process
Cellular component (GO): Cul4-RING E3 ubiquitin ligase complex
Molecular function (GO): protein binding
Source: RefSeq, a predicted model, not a curated record
GUGGGGCGGUAACCGCUGGCUUGCCCCUCACCUCCCCCUCCACCCCGCCCUUGGCGUACACUUUCCCGACGCACCACGUGGGUGGUAGGCGAGGAUGAGGGGGAGAGGUCGCCCGAAUUCUAGCCUCAUUGGCUGUCGCGAUACCGGCUCUCGCAAAGCAGCGCACUGAUUGGUCGGUAAAAGAGGUGUCCGGGAAGUGGGGGUGUCUUUGAGUCCCAAAGGCUUCUCUGAUUGGUUAGACAGGUAAGUUAUUGAGGCGUUUCCUUGCGCGAGGGGUUUUGAUUGGCCAGCCAGAGAGGUUACCUGGAAAUCCUCCCUCCCUCCGGGGACUUCCUUAGAGCAAACCCACGAAAGUGACAGGAGGAGCUCCUGCCCAGGACCCAAAGAUGCUGUGACUGGAAGAUGGGCUCUCGCAACAGCAACAACGCAGGAUCCGGGUCCAGAGACCCAUCGGAGGGUCUGUCCCGGAGAGGGGCUGGCCGGUGGCGCAGUGAAGAGGAAGAGGAAGAGGAUGAAGAUGUGGAUCUGGCCCAGGUACUGGCCUAUCUCCUCCGCAGAGGCCAAGUGAGGUUGGUGCAGGGAGGAGGUGCAGCAAAUUUGCAACUCAUCCAGGCCCUCUCGGACUCAGAAGAGGAGCAUGACAGCGCCUGGGAUGGCUGUCUCGGGGAUCGAUACAACCCGCCUGUGGACGCCACCCCUGACACCCGGGAGCUGGAACGCAGUGAGAUCAAGACACAAGUGCAUUUGGCCACCGGGCGACUGGGACUUGGGCGGGCAGCCCAGGAGCACAGCUUUCCUCGCAUGUUGUAUCAAAGAGAACGGGGCCUCUGCCACCAGGGAAGCUUCUCCCGUGGAGAACAGUCUCGGAUGAUGUCUCACUUCCUGCCCAAUGAUCUGGGCUUCGUUGAUAGCUACUCUCAGAAGGCUUUCUGUGGCAUCUACAGCAAAGAUGGUCAGAUCUUCAUGUCUGCUUGUCAAGACCAGACAAUCCGACUGUAUGACUGCCGCUAUGGCUGCUUCCGUAAGUUCAAGAGCAUCAAGGCCCAAGAUGUAGGCUGGAGUGUCCUGGAUGUGGCCUUCACUCCUGACGGGAACCACCUCCUCUACUCCAGCUGGUCUGAUUACAUCCACAUCUGCAGCAUCUAUGGGGAAGGAGACACACACACUGCCUUGGACCUGAGGCCAGAGGAGCGCCGCUUUGCUGUCUUCUCUAUCGCUGUGUCCUCGGAUGGACGAGAAGUGCUAGGAGGGGCCAACGAUGGCUGCCUGUAUGUCUUUGACCGAGAACAGAACCGGCGCACCCUGCAGAUCGAAUCCCAUGAAGACGAUGUGAAUGCCGUGGCCUUUGCUGACGUAAGCUCUCAAAUCCUGUUCUCUGGGGGUGAUGACGCCAUCUGCAAAGUGUGGGAUCGUCGCAGCAUGCGAGAAGAUGACCCCAAGCCCGUGGGGGCACUGGCCGGCCACCAGGAUGGCAUCACCUUCAUUGACAGCAAGGGUGAUGCACGGUACCUCAUCUCCAACUCCAAGGACCAGACCAUCAAGCUCUGGGACAUCCGCCGCUUUUCUAGCCGGGAAGGCAUGGAGGCUUCCCGCCUGGCUGCCACACGGCAAACCUGGGACUACCGCUGGCAGCAGGUGCCCAAGAAAGCCUGGCGGAAGCUGAAACUCCCAGGGGACAGCUCCUUGAUGACCUACCGGGGCCAUGGGGUACUGCACACCCUCAUCCGCUGCCGAUUCUCCCCCAUCCAUAGCACCGGCCAGCAGUUCAUCUACAGUGGCUGUUCCACUGGCAAAGUGGUUGUGUACGACCUCCUGAGUGGCCAUAUCGUGAAGAAGCUCACCAACCACAAGGCCUGCGUGCGAGACGUCAGCUGGCACCCCUUCGAAGAGAAGAUCGUCAGCAGUUCGUGGGACGGGAACCUGCGUAUGUGGGAGUACUGCCAGGCUGAGUACUACGAGGAUGACAUGCCGGAGGCCAGCGGGGGCCCCAGCAUGCCCUCCCCAGAGCGCUGCCCCACCACACCCUUUUCUUCACCCCAGUAGAACAGACCCCAGACCCCAGCAGGGUGGAGUUUGCAGCCAGCUCUUUGCUGUCUCCUCCCUAUCUCCUGUCCGGGGAAUAUGUGGAGGAGUCACUGAUAUUGGGUGGGAAGGGACAGAAGCCCAGGCCAUGGGCCUCAGCUGAAUCUCGGAAGAGCCUACCAAUAGGCUGUGCCAUCUCCUCAUUCACUCAUGUCCAGGUGGUUUGGGUCCCUGGCUCUGGCCACAGUCUGCCAGGACUUGCUGUUAUCUGGGCUGUGACCUGUGCCGGUGAGAACUGUCUUGAAUAUUUUUAAUCAUGUUUGGAUGUUAGCUUUUGGAUCCUAAUGUAGAUGCCUGGGGCCAGGCCCAUUGACCUGGCCAUCACGUUGAGAAUUGGACCAGCCAGUCAGAAGGCCAGGUAUCCUGGUCUUUCUUCUGAGGGCUUUACCUCAGCACCCUCCUGGCAUGGGGAGCGGGUUUCCUCUCAUGUCUGAAUUCCCAGGGUGAGAGACAGGAGUCUCCAGGAGUUCCCUGUGGCUCCACCGCCAGCAGGCCCUGCCUUCCCAGGGGCUGCUGCCAGUGUGGAGGCUGAGAGCAAUAAAGAGAAAGGUUGCAAUGGAACUGCAUAGUCCUGUCACUGGCAGGGACUCCCUCAAUAAAUUCGCUGUGGGAACCUG